AUGUCUUCAGAUGAAGUAAGUUUGUCUUUCAUUAUUUUGAUAUUUAGAAAAUACCACAACAUUUUAUAAGUAGAUAUAAGCAGCCGGGCAUAAUUUUUUAAACUAGCCGCUUUACUUGGCUUGGCUUCUUACGAACGUUAUAAGUAUUCUUUGAAGGUGAAUAAAAUAAAAAUUUUAGGAGAACGACGAUUUGUGUGUACGUGGCUACGAAUCGCGGUUGUUUCCUCAAGAUUCAGUCAAGUUCCGGUCGGAUCAAGACCUUCUAAUUCCGUGGAAUGACGAUGAGGAGCUGUUGAUUGAUCGGUACGAAGGUUUGACAAUAGGACAAACAUUACACUUGCUCUAGUGUAAACUUUAUACUUGCCCUAGUAUAAACUUUAUACUUGCUCUAGUAUAAAGUUUAUAUAGACAGUAUGAUCUGCUAUAGACUUAGUAUUGUCUAUGUGCUAUAAUGCUAACUUUGUUAAUUACUUAUUGCCUUUUAAUGGGAUGUUAAUGGGGUAUCGCGAUGUUUUAGAUCAACGAGCCAGUGAUCGCUUUGGUUUACGGAGUAAGUUUGUUUUGAAGUUUUUGGAUUUUUUUGAUAUUUGAUACUUUUUGAUCGUUUUAGCUGAUAUAAAAGGGCUAUAGUGAUUUUUUGUUGAUCUACGGGCAUUUUAUAGCUUUUCAAGGUAUAGAAGUGUAUCAAUAUUCAGUGACACUUACCAGGAUAGUCAGAUACCCACGUUUCUGAAAAGAUUUGGAUUUCCUUUUUACCGCUAACAAUAUUGCUUUAUACGUUUAUAAAAUAUUAUUGAUCUAGGUUUAUUUUUUGAUAGUUAUUACUUUAAAACGGAAUUUUAUUAAUAUUAUUUUACUAUUUUAGGUUUUUUACUAUUUUUUUUUUUGGAAUAACGAGGACGUUUAAAAUUGAAUUUUUAAGUUUUAAAAGCAAAUUUUAAGUCUUUUAUGUACUUUUUUUUAAGGCGUAUUUUAGAAUGAAUUUUUUAAAAAGUAUGUGCAAUAUUUCAUUAAUUAGCUAUAUUCACUAAUUUCUCAAUUUUAGAUGAUGGAUUGGCUAUAAAAACUCUGUCAAAACACAAGUUUUACUCUACAAUUCGUAAGUCACUGGGGUAAACUUGGCGCGGUACAUGAAUAUCAUGUACAAUAUUUCAUUAACUUUGACAUUUCCGCAAUCUAUAACUUAACAUUGCUUUACUAAAACUUAUUUCAGAUACGACUGCCGUCUAUAUCUAUUGGAUUUGAGCUCAAAAACCAUCGGUGAAGCGGGAAAACUGGCGGAAGAAGAGUAUGACAAAGUAGAAGAGGAACUGUGUGAACAAGAACGAUACAAAGACCUAGAAAAACGAAUAAAAGAAGACGAGAGGGAGGAGAGAAGGAAGAGAGCUGAGAUUGCCUUCAAUUAUGCUGAAGAGAAUAAUAAUAGUGAGGACGAGUUGGAGGAGAGCGAUGAUGAGGAGGCAAACCAGCCUUAUCAGUCGCCAGAAGGGAUUAAGAUGCCUACUGGUUUGGUUUUGGUAGGUUAUUGGAAGUUGUAGGCUGGGUAAAGUUUAAAAUAGGUUAGGGGAGGGUAAAAUUAAGUUAAAAUUUUGACCACAAAAUGCAAUUUUUUGAAGUUUCGUCAAGUUUUCAUUACCUAAAAAUGAUUUUUUUUAUUUCUUGGACUUCCUUUUUCUAAUAUAUCAUCAUUAACAAAAUCAAUUUCAGCCAGAAACCCAAAAGCACGGUCACCUAAUCGAGCGCACAGCCAACUUUGUCGUCCAAAACGGCCCACAAAUGGAGGUAAUCAUUAAAGCCAAACAUUCUCGAGACCAAAAUCAAAGCUUCGACUUUCUCAAUUUUGACAACAUCUUAUUCUCCUUCUACAAGUUUAUGUGCAAGCUGAUCCGAGAAAAGAAGUACACUCCGGCACCGCCGAAGCAUCAGCCAAAGCCAGGCGAAUCGUUUGUUCACCAAAAGCCGGAGAAUUAUGUGAAGGAAGAGGAAGAGUCGGAUUCGGACAGUGAUGGUGAUUACCUGCAUCCACUAUUGGCUGGAGGCAGUAGUGUGGACAAGAAGACGGAAAAAAGUCCGAUUAAAUUACCACCGUUACCUAGUAGUUUGAAUAAGAAUGGAAAUGUAAGGAGUUUUGAAGGCAAUUUUUUUUUGAAUUUUUUGAAAUUUAAAAAAAAUUUGGAUUUUUGACAUUUUUUGAAAUUUUAUGACAUUUUAAAACCAUUUUGACUUUCCUAAACCCUGCUACCUUCAGGACAAUCCAUAUUCAUCAUUGUACGCGAUUCACGCGGUAAAACCCCCAGAACCUCCGCCGGAACCAAAGCCAGAACCUUCAACCUCAGAACCUCAAUUUAGCUACGAAACCGAUCCGACUGAGAUUCAUAAUUACAACACUUGGCAUCAGAACUUCUUUCAAAGACCAACGCCUAACUGCCCGAACCCACCUCUAGUGCCGGUUAGGCCAGAUCAAGAAACAUGGGAACAGAUUGAUCUGGCAGCGAGAUAUGUGGCAGCUAAUGGAGCGUUCGCCGAAAAUAGAUUGUUGGGUGGGUGUUAUUGGGAUGGAGCUGUAAAGAGGUUGGGCUAGGCUUUAGUUUGUGCUCGGCUCUCAGGCCAAACUAUUAAUUUUUUGUCAUUUUUUAAAAAUAUUUUAAUUAUUUUAAAUCAAAAAAAUAUUUUAUGUUUACUAUAAUAUAAUCCUUUCCAUUCCAGAGCAAAACCGUUCAAAACUUACGUUCCUCUACCCGGACAACCCAUAUAACAUUGUUUAUCACACCAGAAUACGCCAAUGUCAAUAUAAACUUAAUCCGUACGCAUCACCAUUUGUUAGAAGCAAGUACUUUGAAGCCUUGGAAUCGCCUACAGAAGCAUCUGGUAAUGACAACUAUGGUCAACAAAAUGUUACGACUGCUCAUGUACAACAAGAUUAUGGCAAUGUAAAUCGUCAUGGACAAUAUGAAGGAUCCAGUAAUGGUCCAACCUCAACGUAUCGUGGUGAACCAUAUAAUCAGGGGUAUCAAAAUUUGAAUUCAAGUUUAAGAAAUGACGUUUCAAACCAAAAUUACACGGAAAACACUAUAGGCAGUGGUGUGAAAAAUAAUUCUAUAGAUUUUUCAUCGAAAAAUGGGUUUUCCAGUACAAUACCGAAAGCACCAGAACCUCCAGAAACCCGGGAAUGGCCGACGGACGAAGCCGAAGUCAUUGCCGAUGAGAAGGUGAAACAAAUUCGACGAGAAAAGGCAAGACAAUUUAUGGCGGAUCUGUUGAAAAGAAAACGGGAAAAUAAGGAAGAACGACCGGUUGAUAAGGUUGAGAACGUUAAGGAUGCGUUGGAAGGUGGAAGAGAUGUUAAAGAAGGGCUUGAAGCUGAAAAGGGAGGUAGAAAAGGACUCGAGAUUGAAAAAUCUGUUAAAGAAGUCUUUGCAAAUGAUGAUGAUGAAGAAGAGGAAGGUCAAAUUGGUGAGGAAGGACUGAAUAAUGAAGUGGAAGCAAUGAAAAGUGGAUGUAAAGCUAAAAAUUAUGAUGUAGAAGACCAAACACAAGAAGACAAUGACAGAACUUCUUCAUUAAUACCAGCAGAAAAGGUCUUACCUUCAUUGAUUACGAAUUUGGUCAAAAACCAAGUAGAACAACUUGUUUUAACCGAAAAACCGGAAGGAUUAGGUAUGGUAGAAGCUGUGGAAAAACAUAAAAUUGAAGGAAAGGAUUCUGAAAGAGUUUCUGACGUCGAAAGAAGGCCAGGAUCAAGGUCUUCUAUAACGAAAGAUAGGCCUAAAAGGAGAGAAAGAAGAAGAGAUAGGUCAAGAAGUACGGGUAGAAGAGAAAGAUCUGGAAGUACAUCUACAAGCAGGCAUCGGGAUCGAAGUUCUUCAAUAAGAAGGCAUAGAUCUAGAAGCUCGGAAGGCAGAAUACAUCGUUCGAGGUCUGUAGAACGUAGAAGACGUAGAUCAAGAAGUUCAUGUGGAAGAAGAGGCUCGAGGAGAAGAUCAAGAAGCUCAUCUACUCACAGGAGCUCAAGAAGGUCAAGAUCUAACAGUUUACGGAACGAUAAGAGAUCUAGCAGUCGUUCAAGGUACGAUAAGAGAUCUAGUAGCCGGUCCAGGUACGAUGAGGGGUCUAGUAGCCGUUCCAGGUACGACAGAAGGAGAAGAAGUCGAUAUGAAAAACGAUCCAGAAGCUCAUCGUCAGAAGAUGACUACAAUUCGAAAAGAAGAAAAUACCGGUCGAGAAGCAACAGCCCACGCAGGCGAUGAACAGUAUCUUCAAAGAGAAUCUAGAGAUUAA
Molecule: messenger RNA, 4278 nt
Organism: Bursaphelenchus okinawaensis
Lineage: Eukaryota; Metazoa; Nematoda; Chromadorea; Rhabditida; Aphelenchoididae
Source: the annotation of a GenBank genome assembly